This is a messenger RNA of Didymella exigua CBS 183.55, 2349 nucleotides long. RefSeq lists its product as uncharacterized. Lineage: Eukaryota; Fungi; Ascomycota; Dothideomycetes; Pleosporales; Didymellaceae. The coding region runs from base 1 to 2349 and encodes 782 amino acids. The transcript is spliced from 5 exons. The record is from RefSeq and is a predicted model, not a curated record.
AUGACCUCGACUCCCUGGUCCGUCGUCACCAAGCCAUCAGGAAGCACCGGCUUUGCAAUGGAUCCGAGCUGGACCGACCUCGCACCGGCCCAGUAUGAGGACAUUAUGCGGCCUGCCGAGGGAGGGGGUCUACACCAUCUCAGCAGUCUGUUGCAGAUGCACACGAAAUCCAUACGCCUUCUCACCGAGGCCCUACAAAGGCAAGCAUCUGUCAAGACUCGAUACGCAGCUCUGACCUCAUUCAGUGGUUCGCUUUCGCACCUGGAAGGAGCAGUGACUCCCACGGCCAACCGCUUCGACUCCACGGCCGAUCGCUUCGACUCCACGGCUGAUCGCUUCGACUCCACGGCCAACCGCUUCGACUCCACGGCCGACCGCGUCGACUCCAUGUACGACCUGCCCGGCAGCCUCGAAGACCAGCUUGAGCAAGUCUCCCGCUUUGUAGAGCAGCUUGCUCUGCUGAACCCUGCAGCACAAGCCCCACCUAUCCCGCUGCGGAACCCUGCAAGAUUACCCACAGAGAUGCCAGGCCAUAUCAGUACAGCUCCGUUUCCGUUGUCCUCACCAGCCUCAUCUUCUCGAAGAGCAAGUCUGAAGACAGCAUCGCCGUCCGCACCUUCUUCGAUAUCGAGUCCCACCAGUAACCACAGUCCACCUAGCCUGGCUGGUUCAUCGCCACCAACGACACCUCGGAGACUCGAUUUUGGAAGACCCUCGGCCCGCUGCUCAACCAGCACUUAUGGGUCGCAUACCCAUCCCGAACCCAGCGAGACCAGCAGAGUCCGAUCAACGUCGAGACUAAGCCCCUUCCCAGCACGGCAACGCAGCAUCACGAAGCUGCACCGCAGCGGCACCACCGCAAGCCAAGAGGCUGCCUUCGAGAAAGACGCCUUCCGUAACGCCGCCGUGCUAUGCGACGUCCGCGGCAGCCUGGUCGAAUACUCGCAACAGACCCAGCCGGACCCCGACUGCCCCAGCGACAUCGCCGACAUUGAAAUGGUAGAAGCAUGCACCUCCUGUCGCAUCGCCGUAGUCCGGAAGCGCAUCCCCUCGACCGAGACACGCGCCGCGCGCUUCGUGACGUCCAUCUGGGCGCUGAACAGCGACAACAACGUCCGCGUCGAGCUCAAAAUAGACAAAGGCGAGGCUCUUAUCCCGUACAGCUCGUACUUUUCUCCCGCCAAAGUGAGCACCACGGUCCCGUGCGAGCUGCGCUUCCACGACGUGCGCUUUGGCAACCAGCUCCUGCGCACCGCGCGCACAAGCUGGGUCAACUUCGUCUUCGCCGACGCCGCGGGCGCAACGCUCUUCCAGGGCGCGCUCAUGGGGCGCACCCUGCUAGCCACGUUCCGCACGAGCAAGACGAUGCGCAUCCACGACGGGCCGAUGGCGGCGUUUGCGUACGCCGAGCAGAUGUGUGCGCUCGAGAACUUGAGGAUCUGGGAGGAUCCAGACUCGGGCGCCGUCAUAGGCUUGGUGCACUUCUCCGCCAGCUUCAGGCCGGGAUACCUCGCCUUCUACCUGAACAGCAGUACCAAUCCUGUCCAAGUGGCCGAGUCCGGGCCCAGGGAAGUCAAGAUCAAAGGCCUUCGUGUGCCGAUUGCGGAGGCGGGGAGGGCGAUGAGGAAGGACAGCGUUGUUGAUGAUACUGACGCGGUCGCAGAGGCUGGCGGAGUGCUCGGUGGUGCCGGGAAGGAGAGGAGGUGGAGCACGGCUGGAGUCAAGAGCAAGGGCAACAAGGUGGAGGUCGACCGCAAGAAAGUCAUCAGCGGUGCGAAGAUGGAGUUUGCGAGUGCGGCGGAGAAGAGCGGAUUCUUGGCGCUGGUGCACGAGUAUCAGACCCCCGGGAAGCUGUUGAACGGCCAGCUGCAGAACGCGGACUUUACCAACGUCGACUCCAUAGCCAAGCACGUACACAGUCUCAUACUUUUCUCCGCCACUGGCGAUCGUAGCUUGAACCAGCUCUUGAACAGCGGCUUCCAUCCACAUAUCCCGAUAGGACAUACAAAGAAGGACGUGGCCUUCCGCCUCGUCCCCAACACCAGGCGCCUACAUCCCACCAAGGACAUGGACUGGGAGCAUGGCACCGACAAAGUCACACUACCUCCAAUGAUCUUGGGCAUCAACCACAGCGUGCAGCUCAACGAGGCAAGCUUGGCGCGCUUCACGAAUGCGUCACAAUGGCUGACUCCACCACGACCAACACCAGCGAGAUCUUUGCAAAAGACUGGUACAGCACACAUUACAUCCUCAUCGCGAACAUCGACCGGCUUGGGUGUCUGGGCGAGAUCUGGAUCCUCGGGAUCUUCUGGGGCGACAGGAACGACGUCGAACCUUCUAACUAACUAG